CAGCGAACGGGCUCAGGCCGGCUUCGAGCUCCGUCCCGCCGAGGGACAGAAGCGCGGUGGGCGGCAGGGAAGCGCAGCGCAGCCCCGGCCCCAACCCCGCAGCUCCCGGCCGUGCCAACUCAGGGCAGGCGCCGCCCCGCCGUUGCGCCGGGCGAGAGCGGUUCAGCCCCGCCCGCUUCUCCUACGGCGGCCGCGCGGGCCCGAGCCCCGGCAGCGAUGGCCGAGUCGGAUGCAAGCGGCGAUUCCUUCUCCCCGCGGAGUUCCGGCUCUGCCCGCGGCCGCCUCUCGCUGCCGUCCGCCUCUCGCAACGGCUCCGUGUCGCAGCGCAGGCGGCGGCGGCUCGCGGCGAGCCUCGGCCGCCCGCCCGCCUCCGAGAAAGGAGACGAGGAGGAUGAAGAGGAGGACGAGGACGACGGAGAGGAGCCGGAGAGCGAGAGGCCGCGGCCGCCGGGGAGCUCCGAAGGCGGCGGCGAUGAGCGCAGCAGGAGGAUGAUCCGCAACCAGUACCGAGAGCUCAUCUGCAGCGUGCAGCAAAAUCGUGAGGAUAUGCUGAGUUCCAAAAGCAACAGGCUGACGGAAGCUUUGGAGGAAGCCAAUCAACUGUUCACUGGAGUUUCCCGUGCACGAGAAGCUGCAUUGGAUGCCCAAUUUCUUGUCUUGGCAUCAAAUCUAGGAAAGGAGAAAGCCAAUGAGUUGCGCUCAGAGAUCACAACGUUUGAUUCACUAACAUUUGCAGAAGAUUUGCUGACAUUCAUGGGUAUAAAUCGCACAGAAACGGAGGGAAACGAUAGCGAUUCUGAGAACACGUCAGGUGGCUACUUACCUAGCAGUGCCUGGUAUAAGCUGGGAGAAGAAGCAGAAAAGUACUUCAGGAGAGCACCUUCUUUUCAUUACAUGUUGGGGUCUUUCAAGUCUGAACCUCCCAUGCCCAGGCAACGGAUUGAGAGGCAGAGAAAGGCUCCAGGAGGGGAAGGAAAGCGGGCAAUGCCUGCUCAGUUAAAAAAAAUGGAGGAGUCUCAUCAGGAAGCUACAGCGAAAGAAGUGGAGAGGAUCUUGAGGUUGUUACAGACUCAUUUCAGAAAUGAUCCUCGUACUCCUAUUUUCUUCUUUGAUCUUGUGGUUGAUCCAAACUCCUUUGCACGCACUGUGGAAAACAUCUUCCAUGUGUCCUUCAUAGUAAGGGAUGGUUUAGCAAGAUUAAAGCUGGAUGAUGAUAAAUUGCCAGUAAUAGAGCCUGUACAGAACGUUGAAGAAAAAAAUGAUGACUACAGUGCUCGAGCACGGAACCAAGUUGUCAUCUCCCUGAGCCAUGAAGAAUGGAGGGAAAUUGUAGAAACAUAUGAAAUAACAGAACCAAUGAUCAGCCCUCCUGAUAGCAUUGAAGAUGAAAUGGAGACAGCUUAAUUGUUCAGGUGCCUUAAAGAAAGAUACUUACAAAUGUAUUCUUCAAUUAAGAUUUUAUCUGUAUAUAUUGUAAUAUUAAAUUUAUUUUUAUUCAAA
Messenger RNA from Tympanuchus pallidicinctus (lesser prairie-chicken), 1500 nucleotides. RefSeq names its product NSE4 homolog A, SMC5-SMC6 complex component (gene NSMCE4A). The coding region runs from base 217 to 1404 and encodes 395 amino acids. The record is from RefSeq and is a predicted model, not a curated record. Lineage: Eukaryota; Metazoa; Chordata; Aves; Galliformes; Phasianidae. The transcript is spliced from 11 exons. Gene Ontology annotation, cellular component: Smc5-Smc6 complex; nucleus. Gene Ontology annotation, biological process: DNA repair.